UUCUUACCAAAAAAUCAAAAUCAAAAUCAAAAUCAAAAUCCCCUAAUCUCCCAAUCCAAAGAUGCCGAAGAAGAUGGGAGUUAACAGCAAGGCGGAGGCCGCCCGUGCUCGCAAAACCGCCACGGAGUCCGAGCGAAAGGAGCAGGACGCACGGCAGAAGGAAGAACAGUACUGGCGAGAAGCGGAGGGAUCAAAAUCCCGCGCCGCCAAGAAACGGGAGGAGGAAUCGGAGAAAAAAUCCGAAGCUGCCGCUCGACGAGCAGAGGCAAAAAGGCUGGCUGAGUUGGAAGAAAAGGAAAUUGAAAAAUCCAUGAAGAAGACGGAUAAAAAGGCGAACCGGGUGGCGAUUCCGGUGCCGAAGAUGACGGAGGCGGAAUUGAGGAAGCGGAGAGAAGAGGAGCAGGCAGAGCUGGCGAAAAAAGCGGAGGAGAUGAAGAAAAAGCAGAAUAGGACUGCGGAGGAGGAAGAGUAUGAGAGAAUGGUUUCGGUUGCGAAUACGAAUAGAGAGGAUUUGAUAAUUGAAGCGAGGAGUGUAGAGGAUGCUAUUGCUAAGAUGAGUGUUGCUGAUAGUUUGCCUGUUGAUAGACAUCCUGAGAAGAGGCUUAAGGCCUCUUUUAAGGCUUUUGAAGAAGCUGAGCUUCCUAAACUUAAGGAAGAGAAACCGGGCCUUACUCAUACGCAGUACAAGGACAUGAUAUGGAAAUUGUGGAAGAAAUCUCCAGACAACCCUCUUAAUCAGGUUAGUGAGUGAAUGCUUCUGCAUUUUCAGACUAGACCUGGCAAUUAAGUCUGAGGUUUAUUAUCAGGAAGUGAUCCUGUAGGCAUAUAAUUAAGGAGAAUGUACAAGUUAUGGAGCUGAAAUUGUUUAUAACUUUUAUGUACUUGUCCUAUGGAGUAUCUGCUCAUACUCUAAAAAUCUGAUUUAAUUAAUUAUCUACCAUCUUUGAGCCCAGUGGGGCUCUUCUUA
Messenger RNA from Mercurialis annua (annual mercury), 967 nucleotides. RefSeq lists its product as uncharacterized. Lineage: Eukaryota; Viridiplantae; Streptophyta; Magnoliopsida; Malpighiales; Euphorbiaceae. Bases 62 to 751 code for a protein of 229 amino acids. Gene Ontology annotation, biological process: transcription by RNA polymerase II. Gene Ontology annotation, molecular function: transcription coactivator activity. The transcript has 3 exons. The record is from RefSeq and is a predicted model, not a curated record. Gene Ontology annotation, cellular component: nucleus.